AAGUAAGCAUGCGUGUUUACGUCCUCCUUUAACUAAUCGAUUCUGUCUGCCAUGUGACUGCAUAACCCGCUCACAUGAGCGCCGAGUUGCAUGAUCCGCUUUAAGUUUUUUCAAGUCCGCUGAUACAGCUCGCCGCUGAGACAGGAGCUGCCAUGGCGAGUGGCGGCGAGCAGAAAGCGGUGCUGAUCACCGGCUGCUCCUCCGGGAUCGGACUGCGGAUCGCAGUGCUGCUGGCCAGAGACGAACAGAAGCGUUACCAUGUUAUUGCCACUAUGAGAGACCUGAGAAAGAAAGACCGGCUGCUGGAAGCGGCGGGUGACACAUAUGGAAAGACCUUGGCACUGCUGUCUUUGGAUGUGUGCAGUGAUGACUCAGUCAGGCAAUGUAUUGACAGUGUCAAGGACCGCCACAUCGACAUUCUCAUUAAUAAUGCAGGUGUGGGUUUGCUGGGCCCUGUGGAGAGCAUCAGCAUGGAUGAGAUGAAGAGAGUGUUUGAGACCAACUUCUUCGGAACUGUGCGCAUGAUAAAAGAGGUCAUGCCAGACAUGAAGAAGAGGCGAUCCGGCCACAUUAUCGUCAUGAGCAGCGUAAUGGGCCUGCAGGGUGUGGUAUUCAAUGAUGUCUACACGGCCUCUAAGUUCGCCAUAGAGGGCUUCUGUGAGAGUAUGGCUGUGCAGCUGCUGAAGUUUAAUGUGAAACUAUCUCUGAUUGAGCCAGGCCCAGUGCAUACAGAGUUUGAAACAAAGAUGAUGGAAGAGGUGGCCAAGAUGGAAUAUCCUGGAGCAGAUGCAGACACAGUCAGAUACUUCAAGGAUGUGUACAUACCAUCAUCCAUUGAUAUCUUUGAGGCAUUGGGACAAACCCCUGAGGACAUUGCUAAAUGUACCAAGAAAGUGAUUGAAUCCAGCCGACCCCGAUUCCGGAAUCUGACCAACAGCCUCUAUACGCCCAUUGUGGCCAUGAAAUACGCAGACGAGACCGGAGGACUCUCAGUGCACACUUUCUACAACCUGCUUUUUAACUUCGGCUCUCUUAUGCACAUCACCAUGAGCAUCCUCAAAUGCCUGACAUGCAGCUGCCUGCGCAGACGCACCAUUUCUCCUGACUGAAGAGGGCAGCAGUGAGACACACACACUCCCAAUUCCCUCAGUUUACAGUAGAACAGGACACAGCUCAAUGCAACAAACUGGAGAAUACAAUACCUCGAAGAAAUAAUCCACAUUAAAACACACAUGAUUCAUUUGGAUUUUUUUUUUAAACAACACAUAAUGUUUUAUUAUAAUGCCAACACCUCUAUUCACCUAAUCAAGUGAGUUACUGUUAAAGCAGACAUUGUCUUUAAAGGAGUGAGUUAAAGUUAUUACCGUGAAUGUGAAUUUUUAAGCAUUUUGCUUUUACAAAAAAGAAAAACUGGUACAACUGGUUGAUUCAACUGAAAAGUAUCACAUAGCUGCCUUUAUUUGUACUAAUGAUUUACAAGUAAAUGUCUGUUUAACUCUUUCCCCACCACUGACAGAAUUUUCCAGCUUUCUGUGUUUUCACUCUUGUACAGUAGGAGGCACUAUUACGCAUCUUCUGAAAGAGUACUGAAAGUCUGGAUCAAAACAUGGCUGGCAGAGACUAGUCUGGGAGUAGACAAGUCUGAAGCUCUUAGGGUAGAGGACUGACGCAUUGCUGUUGCCACAAGUUAUUUUGAGGACUGACUACCGAAGAGUCAAAAUAUAACAAACUUGGGAAGACCGAGGACGUUGAAGUUCAGGUAUUGUAAAUAUAGUACAUUUAUGUACUGCAAGGAACUUGGACUGGGAUUAUCGACCGAUGGCCUCUAUAGGUCUGAAACGAUGCUCGGACAGUAAGAGUAAUAGUAUGGUUUGCAAUGAAGAAUAUGAGAGAAGAAUAAAUGAGUGGGAAAUCAUGGGAAAGAGAAAGAAUGGAAAAAGCCCGCAAAGGAAGAAAAAAAGAAACACCCAGCAUCGUAAAGUGAAGGAAGUGAAGAGAAAGAGAAAGUAACGUAAGAGGGUCAAAUGAAUGUAGUUGUUAGACCGGAUUAAAUUAACAAAAAUCAUUAAAGGAUAUAUUGGAGAAGUGAAAUAUGCGAGGAUUCUAGGAGAUGGGCACUUGCUAAUUUGAAUGCAAUAAUAAAGUCCAAAUGGAAAAGGCUAGAAAACUGGCAAAUGUUGGAAAAGUUAAGGUCCUUAAGGUGGCUAGAGUUGGGGGAAAAGAAUGGGCGCAAGGGGGUGAUCUAUGGUGUUCCCAUUAAUGUUAAUGUAAGGGAACUAGUGGAAAACUUAAAAGUGAGAAAUGGCACAGUGAAAAGUAAGAAUAAUGACGAAAGGAGUAGAGAAAAGGAAACAGAAUCUGUACUAAUUGAAUUUGAGGGAAAAGCUCUGUUUUUAAAGGCCUAUUAAAAUGUUCAUUGUAAAAUGAAUAUAUGUUAUGCUUAUUUAUUUGAUUCUCAGUUCAAACAACAAUAUACAACAUUACUGUAAAUAAUACAAGCAAUACAACAUCUUUGGUAUUCUUUUAUCUGGAAAAAAAAGGUUAAUAGUGACAGUCAACAGAGAGCUUACAUAUCACUUAUAUAAAGCUUAAAUGAUCGGGAUCGUCAUCGAACAUGAUGACAAGAAAUCAGUCGUUCGUAUUGGCUGCAAAAGUCAUGGUCGGAGCACAGUGAAGCUAAUUGUGGAUGUGAAGUACUUAAAAAAGAGGUGGAGAUGCAGCAAAUAAGGCUAAACAAAAAGGUAUCAUAUGCUGAAGCAGUUCAUUUGGCUGGACAGGAAAAACAUAAUAAGGAGGGAAGAGGU
Molecule: messenger RNA, 2804 nt
Organism: Sinocyclocheilus grahami
Lineage: Eukaryota; Metazoa; Chordata; Actinopteri; Cypriniformes; Cyprinidae
Product: retinol dehydrogenase 8-like
Exons: 6
Coding region: 153-1109 (318 amino acids)
Biological process (GO): retinol metabolic process; estrogen biosynthetic process
Cellular component (GO): cytoplasm; cytosol
Molecular function (GO): all-trans-retinol dehydrogenase (NAD+) activity; estradiol 17-beta-dehydrogenase [NAD(P)+] activity
Source: RefSeq, a predicted model, not a curated record